Molecule: messenger RNA, 2773 nt
Organism: Chironomus riparius
Lineage: Eukaryota; Metazoa; Arthropoda; Insecta; Diptera; Chironomidae
Source: the annotation of a GenBank genome assembly
UCCAAAAGUGCAUAAAUAGAAUCAAAACAAAUAAUUCAGGAUCAAAAUAAUCAUUAAAAUAAUGAGUUCCAGCGAUAAUGAGGGCAAUAAUUAUAUGGAAGAUGAUGAAGAUGAUAGCCUGUGCAAGUACGGUACACAGUUGGCACAAUAUGAAGCAGACGAAAUUCCAACAAAAAAGCCACUGCAAGUAGAAGAUAUGGUUGUUAAGGAUGAAAAUGGCAGGAGGAGAUUCCAUGGAGCAUUUACAGGUGGUUUUUCAGCUGGAUAUUGGAAUACAGUUGGAUCUAAAGAAGGCUUUACACCUACCGAAUUCAAGAGCUCACGAGCUGAGAAAGCUAGCAUGAAGGCACUCAAGCCAACAGAUUUUAUGGACGAAGAAGAUUUCGGUGAAUUUGGUAUUGCACCACAAAAGAUCCAAACGAAAGAAGAUUUUGGAACAGCAUCAACAAGUGCUAAUAAAAGAAGACGAGAAGCGCCAUCUGAGGGUCCAAUUCCUGGCGAGCCAGUACUCAGAAAUCUUUUAAAACCAGUUCAUGAUAAAGCAGCAGUUCGAGUAUUAAAGAAAAUGGGAUGGAGAGAUGGUCAAGGCAUUGGUUCAAGGAUGACUUAUAGUGAAAAAAAGCGUACGAGUGAAAGGAAUAAGAAGGAAGUAUUUGUAUUUAGUAAAUAUGGAACUAAGGAAAACAGAGCUGAUUCUGAAGAUGACAGCAUGAGUGAUGAAGAAAUAACGUUCGUACCUGACGAUUUUGAUCCAUUUAUUGCCAAUAUUAAGGAUAAUACUUUUGGAUUAGAAUAUUCCGGACUUAAAGCACCGUCGACAUCUUUAAAGCAUAUAAACCUCUUCGAACCAUUUCAACUUUAUGACAAAAAGACUAAAAAAAAGUUUUCAAUAUCAGGACAAGCUUUUGGUGUUGGAGCUUUAGAAGAAGAUGAUGAUGAUAUUUAUGCUAUGGAUGAUAUGAGGAACUAUGAUCGAACAUUAGGCGAUGAUAAGAAUAAAAAUAUUAAAAAAGUAUCAAAGCCAAUAGAUGCGUCAAUAAUUGAAGGAUUCUCUCGUGCUACAAUCAAUGACUGUAAUAUUCGCGUAUAUUCUGUGGAUAUUCCAAGAGACUUUGAACCAAGGAAUUGGCUACAAAGAAAAUCAAGAUUUGCGCCAUUACCAAACGAAAAAAAGAAAGAAAUAGAAUUACAGAAUAAGCAUAAAGUUCUUGGUUUAGGACGGCAUGACCUGAAUCCUGAAGAGCGUGGAAAAUUGUUGAAUGAACCAGAGAAGCCAAUAGAACCACCAAAACCUGAUAAUGAUGAAAUUGAAAGGCGAAAGCAAGCUCAAGAGGAAAAAUCCAGAAAAAUGUUAGAACUACUGAAUAGCAAGCAGUUUGUAUCUGAAAAGUCAAAGACUAAGGAAGAUUUUAAGCCAUUUAUAAGUAAUCCAGAUAAACAAGAAAGGUACGAGAAGUAUUUAACCUUUAAAGCCUCAGAUGAAGCAACAAUCGAUAAAUUCUUCAACGACAUCCAGCCACUUUCAAUGUCAUCUUUUGAGCGUGAAAUGGAAAAGAAGGAAUUCAUUCAAGCUAGACGUAUGUAUCAGCCACUAGAUUCACUAAUAGGAAGUCGCUUUAUAAAAGAAUCAGACAUAAAUACGGAACCAGAAAUUGUCAAAAAGAAACUUAAAGAUGGAAAAGAAGUAAUUGUCAUUGAACGUACAAAAGUGAUGUGGAAACCACACAAAGUUCUCUGCAAGCUUUUUAAUAUCCCCGAGCCAUUUGGUGGAAUGAUGUAUGACGAGGAAGCAGAAAAGAAAAAGAAGAAAAAACAAUCUAGCUCAUUAUUUGAUUACAUUGGAGUUCCAUUAAAUACGAAAGCAAAUUUUGUAGCACCACAAGUCAUACCAAGAAAACUCAAAGAAGAUCAUAACAGGCAGAACGAGGAGGAAAAGAGAAAAAAGAGUUUUCUAGCUGCAAUUGAGAAAGAAAAAUCAUUUAUGAAUAAACGAGCAACAGCCAAAGAUUUCUUCAAUGAGAAUGACUCAAUUCAUAAAGAAUCGGAAGUGAACAACGUAAAAGAAGUCAAGAAAAUCGUACCCGACCCGCCAAAGACAGAAUUAGAAAUCAAAGUAGCUGAAAGUAUUCACAAAAAGCCGGAAGAAAAGAAAGAUUUAUUUAAAGCAAUAUUUUGUGAUAGUGAUAGUGACGACGAAGACAAAGACGAUAAUUCACAAGAAAAUGCGGAAGGAGUUCAAAAAGUAAGUUCCGAUGCUAUUCAAGGAAACUCAACUCUAACAGAAAAACAGAAGUCUUCAUUCAUUGAGAGCUUCCUGAACACGAAAAGCGCUAGUGAAAUUAAUGUCCUUAGAAAUGCUUCGCCUCCGAGAGGAAUUUUCAAAAGUAUAUUUGAAUUAGGUCCAACGACAUCCAAAACAUCAAUACAUGCUAAAAAUGACACAAUUGAGGACGAGGAAGAAAUUUAUGGACCAGCACUUCCGAAAAAUACUCCAACAGUCUCAAACAAUCAGAAAAACAGCACUGAUGAUGACACGUCGUCAUCUGACAGCAAUUUGGAUGAGAAACUAUUGAAAAAGCUCAAAAAAGUCAAAUCAUCGAGUAGGGAAAAAGAAAAGUGGAUUGAAAAAGACAAACUUAAAAAGUCAAAGAAAUCCAAGAAGAAAAAAUCACAUAAAAAGUCUCAUAAAAAGCAUAAAUCUAAGAAAUAUGAAUAAAAGAAAUAAGCGGCGAGCUGUUAAAGUUUCUUUUUACACGCUUUUUUUAUAUAUUUG